Molecule: messenger RNA, 1677 nt
Organism: Hemisphaericaspora subhashii
Lineage: Eukaryota; Fungi; Ascomycota; Pichiomycetes; Serinales; Debaryomycetaceae
Exons: 1
Coding region: 1-1677 (558 amino acids)
Molecular function (GO): 3'-5'-RNA exonuclease activity
Source: RefSeq, a predicted model, not a curated record
AUGUCGAGACUGCACACAAACAAGAAUACGCGUAUACUAAUAUUAUCACUAGUGUUAAUACUGGUAUUAAUACUCCUUCUAAACAAAUCAAGAAAUUCAGCAGAUUUGGAUUUCUUACCUGAUUUAAAACUGAGUUGGAAUAGUAGAAAUGAUGAUAAUUCAGGAGCCCCACAGAGAAAAUCACCUAUUAAAGAAAAAGGAAAGACCAAUGAUAAGCUGACUGCUAAGCAGAAAGUCAAAGCAGAAGAAGAAGAAGGAUCAGCGAAGAAGAAAAAGGAGCCAGUUCCUAAAGAAGACUCAAUGGGAAAGAUGAAACAGGAUAAGAAAACCAAGCAGGAAGCAGCAUAUGAUGAUGAAGUAUAUGAAGCAGAUGAAAUAGCAAAGGCAAAAUCAAACGAUAACAAGGGGUAUCCAAAGAAGAAACCAACCGUGGGCCAAAAACAACCAACCGACAAGGACCUGGAAGUAGACGAACCAGAAGAACAGAGCUAUCCGAAUGAGUUAGACCACGAUGAUGAAUUUAGUUUGUUCGAUAUUGACACAGUCGAUGAAGUUUCAGAACCAUUUGAUCCCAAAAACCCCAAUAAAUUCCUUGGAAAUACUAAAGAAAUGACUCCUUCUGAAAAGGAUGCGACGAAUAAUAUAUUAGAUUAUGAUCAAAACCAAGACAAUAAAUUAUUGGGUGUACCUACUACCAAACAAUUGCAUUUAAAACCGGUAUUGGUAGAUGAACCACCAUAUCCUAACAUUCCUGUGAAUUUUGGAAAAAUCCCAAUUGAACCAUUAAGAUUCAGGAUCUAUUCGCAUAAUAUCAAGAAUGGGGGGAAUCAUAUCUUGGUGCCUGGAGAACAGGAAUGGAAAGCUAGAGUACGUCCUAUUGCUUCAUCAAUUAGAUUUCAUGCCCAAGAGAAUACUAUAAUUACAUUACAAGAAGUAUAUAAAUAUCAAAUGUUAGAUCUUCUUAAAGAAUUGAAUGAAAUGCAGGAAAAUGAAUGGGAAUAUUAUGGAGUUGGAAGAAUUGAUGGGAAUGAAUUGGGAGAAUUUGUUCCAAUUAUCUAUCGUCCCAAGGAAUGGGAAUUAGUUUAUAGUGAUACAAUGUGGUUGAAUGAAAGAAAUCCUCGGAUGUCAGUAGAAGGUUGGGAUGCUACUUAUUUACGUAUUGUAUCUUAUGUGACUUUAAGACAUCGAGAAUCUAAUAAUUAUAUCAAUAUUUUCAAUACUCAUUUCGAUCAUAUUGGAACUAAUUCACAAAUAGGUUCAGCUAAUUUGAUAUUCCAACGUAUUACGGAAAUAAAUGAUUGGCCCUCAUUUGUAGUUGGUGACUUAAAUUCUGAACCUAAACAUGACGCCUAUAAAUUUUUCAAACAACAUAUGACGGAUGCUUCUAGAUUGACAACACCAUUUAAUAAAUAUGGACACCUGAAAUCAAGUUAUACUGGAUUUGAAGGUGAAGUUUUGAUGGAAGGAGGUAAAACUAUAGAUUAUAUUUUUGCUCCUAAAUAUUCUUUGAAGAUUGAUGAAAAAUCAACUUGUGAUAGUUUGAAUCCUAAUUCUGCUGCAAAUAAGAUUGAUUUAAGAUUGGAGAAAUGGGCCAUGUUGCAUUCUAAGUUUGAUGGCGCUUAUAUUAGUGAUCAUAGACCGUUGGUGGCAGAUUUUAAAAUGACCAAAAAGUGUUAA